AUGCUCAUAGUUUUUUGCGCCUCGCACUUCUACCCAUUCCCACCCUACUCGCUGUGUGGUAGUCAUGGCGAAGUUCGUCGCGCCGUCGCCACAUUCCAUCCGCCGCCGCCGCCGCCGCCGCCAUCCGAAAUGAGCGCCGCCAACGAGACCGAGAUCAUCACCGUCCGCAUGUCGGAUGGGACCACCGAAACGCGAACAUUGGGACAUACCAACUUCUUGGCCCUUCUAUGCGCCUUUAAAAUGACAUUCCACACGUUCUAUGCGCCUUUAAAAUGA
Messenger RNA from Caenorhabditis bovis, 276 nucleotides. Lineage: Eukaryota; Metazoa; Nematoda; Chromadorea; Rhabditida; Rhabditidae. The record is from the annotation of a GenBank genome assembly.